Molecule: messenger RNA, 2960 nt
Organism: Hydra vulgaris (swiftwater hydra)
Lineage: Eukaryota; Metazoa; Cnidaria; Hydrozoa; Anthoathecata; Hydridae
Product: importin-11
Biological process (GO): protein import into nucleus
Cellular component (GO): nuclear envelope; cytosol
Molecular function (GO): small GTPase binding
Source: RefSeq, a predicted model, not a curated record
CAAGAACUUGUGCUCUUAUAUUUUUUUUAUAGCAAUGAGCAACGAGUUAAUUGAUGUAUUGCGUGCUGCCUCGAGCCAAGAUGUAAAUCUUGUAAAGUUAGCUGAAGAAAAGAUUGAGUUUUGGCAAUCAAGUCCAGGAUUUGCAUCAAUGCUCUUGGAUGUUUUUAUCAGAAAAGAUCUUGAUGUCCCAGUACGAUGGAUGGCAAUAAUUUGUUUAAAAAACACUGUUCAAAAAUAUUGGAGAAGAUGUGGCAAAAUCGGUAUUCCAGAAGAUGAGAAGAAUCUAAUACGUAGUAAAAUAAUGCUUGAUUUAGAGGAACCUGUUGGCCAGCUAGCAGUUCAACUUGCUGUUGUUAUAGCAAAGAUUGUGAGAGUUGAUGUUCAGAUAUGGCCAGAAGCAAUUCAAAUUGCACUUCAGGGUGUGAAAUCAGAUAAAUCUGUAGUCCAACAUCGCUCAUUGUUAAUACUUAAUCGAAUAAUGAAUGAGUUAGCAUCCAAAAGAUUAAUGUCAGACAGAAAAAUAUUUGAAAAUAUCUCUGCAAGUAUUUUUAACUAUUUACAUGAACUGAGUUCUAGUUAUUCAACUUUUAAAAAUGCAGAGGACUUUUUACUUGUAUAUGAUAUGUAUAUUCUUGUCACAAAGGUUCUCAGAAAAAUUCUUAUUUAUGGAACCAAAAAAUUCCAGCCUGAUUCAGAACAAGCUUUAUAUCUUCAUGGAUGCUUUAAAAAUGUCUCCUUGCUUCUUCAAAUAAAAAAUAACUUACAAUGUAAAGAAAAAGCAGAAAAAUCUAUCAUUUUAUUUAUGAAAAUUUUUUCAGAUUGUAUAAGUCAACAACCAUUAUCAUUUGUUGCAUUGUUAGAACCUGCAAUAAUACUUUGCUUAGAGACAAUUAUGACCGCUAGCAGCAGUUGUGAUUUUAAAUUGUUUUUAAUUUACUGUGGAAACCUACUUAAAGACAUAAUUAUUUCUUAUAAAAAGCAAGCCAAAGUCAGCAUAGAAAAAAGUGAACCAUUAUUAACUGCAAGUGUUAUUAAAAGUAAGUGGCUUUCAGAUGACUGUGUAGAAAAACUUUGUAAUUAUAUUAUAUAUAAUUAUUUUCCACUUAAUCAACAAGAUUUAGAAGAAUGGUUAACAAAUCCUGAAGAUUAUACUAUAGUUGAAGCUGGAGAGUCACACAAGUUUCUUCUGGGUCCUUGCAUGGAGGCUUUGUUUGUCAGUUUGUUUUAUGAAUACAAAUCUAUUGUGAUACCACGUAUCUUACAAAGUGUUAAUGAUGUUAAUAAUAUUGGAAAUCCUAAUUCAAUGGAAGUACUUUUAAAAUGUUGUGCUGUCCUGAAAGCUGUUGGGUUAUCUUCAUAUGAACUGUUUGACGACCUUGAUUUUGACUGUUGGUUUCAAAGAACUCUUUUGCCAAUACUUCGCAGUAAUGGGCCCAAUCAAACCAUCCUUCAUCAACAUGUUAUAUGGCUAAUUGGAUGUUGGAUCAAUGUAAAGUUUUCAAAGGCUAACCGCAUUACACUGUACGAAAUUUUGUGUAGCAUAAUUCAAAAUGAAACUGAUGUAGUCAUUAAAAUUACAGCUUGCAAAACGCUUCAUACAGCAAUCGAUGAUUUUGAUUUUGAAGUAGAUACAUUCACACCUUAUGCAAAUAAUAUAUUUACCGCUUUGUGUAAGCUACUUGCUGCUGUUGAAUUGUGUGAUUUGAAAAUGUCUGUGCUUAGUGUUAUCAGCCUUAUUAUUGAACGAUUAAAUAGACAUGUUGCAAAUAGUUUAGACCUCCUAAUUCAAUAUCUUCCUCAACUUUGGGAGAUUUCUGUGGAACAUAAUCUUUUACGAGGAGCUGUAAUUAAUGUUUUAGUGCAUGUGGUGAAGGGUCUUGGUUUUGAAAGUGAUCGAAUAUGGCAAAUAACUUUACCUGUUAUUCUGUUUAGCACGUCAGUUGAUCAGCCUGCUCAUGUGUAUUUGUUAGAAGACGGGUUAGAGUUGUUUCUUUCUGUAAUACAAAACAGCAAAACAAUUAAUGAAGAUAUUUUAGUUAUGUUUAAAAACAUUUUGGCACUGUAUGAAAGGGCUUCUGAAACCUUUGAUUUAUGUCUUUCAAUUACAAAGGCUUACUUAAUACUGGAUGCAAUUUCUUUUUUAAAGAUUUAUUCCUCAAACUUAUGUCAAGUGUUUUCUGAGCUACUAGAUUAUGUUAAAGAACCAUCAGUUGUGAAAAUAACUCAAAUAGUUAAGUUGUCAGUAUUACUAGUACCUAAGGAAGCCAUAAUUUAUUUUCAAAAAAUUCUUUUUUUGGCAUUAGACUGUGUUAUUCGAGACACUAAUUCACCUCCUGUAAUGAAUGAAUAUAUAACUACUUUAGCAUGUGUUUGUCUCUUGCAACCAAAUCUUUUUAGUGAACUUAUAAGUUCAUUUGCUUCUUUAAAGCAAUCUUCUGUUGAUGAUUUAAUGGAUAAGUUGCUGGACGUAUGGUUAGAAAAAAUUGACUGUAUGCCUUUAGAACAGAAGAAGUGUACUGCUUUAGCGCUAAGCUCGUUGCUUCCACAUAAAGCAAAAUUUGUAUACAACCGCAUUGCAUUAAUUCUUGAUCUUUGUGUCAAUGUUAUGUUUGAUUUGCAGAAAUGUUUGGAUGCAGAUAGCAGUAAAGAUUAUUUGGUCACGGAUCGAGAAGAUAGAGACGAUGAAAGCACAGACGCUGUAUCUUGCAGAGAUCGUGAGAUAUUAUCAAAGGACCCUGCACACACUAUUGUUUUUCACGACUUUUGUCGAAAUGUUCUUAACGAAUGUAAGACUUCAUAUGGUGAACUUCUAUUUAAUGAGGCUAUAGAGGCUAUGGAUUCUGCUGUUGCUAAGCAACUAAUGACACUUAUUUCUUAAACUUUAUAAUGUCAAUUGUCAACUGCGAACAGUUUUUUUUAAACAAAAGUAAAUUAUUUUUAUAUCAGUUCUUUAAAAAAAA